AUGAGAAUACAACGAUCACGCAUUGGUUCAACUCUGCAAUACAAAUACCCCAGAACCUUAGCAAAAACUCGUGACACCAACGGAAGCAAAAUAAUCAGAUCCGUCAGCGAUUCUAAACCCUCGAUCGAUUCGAUACGAUACGAUAGAUACGAUGGACUUCCGAGGAGCCGAGCCGACGAGGAGGCAUCAUCGGCAGCCAGACGGCGGCGUAGUCUCCGGUGCCCAAGGGCUGGCGGCGCUAUCCGCCAGCCUCGCGCGGGCCCUGGCCGACAAGCACGCAAACAGCAACCUGGUCUUCUCGCCGCUGUCCAUCUACACCGCGCUCGCGCUCGUGGCCGCCGGCGCCCGCGGCGCCACCCUGACGAGAUCCUCCGCGUCCUCGGCGUGCCAUCCCGCGGCGAGCUCGACGCGUUCGUCGCGCGCGCGGCGGGGACCGCGCUGCAGGACCAGUCGGGCUCCGGCGGCCCGGGCGUGGCGUUCGCGUGCGGCGUCUGGAGCGACAUGGCGUGCCCGCUGAAGCCCGGGUUCCGCUGGGCCGUCGUCGACGGCGCGUACGGUGCCGAGGCCUCCACCGUCAACUUCCGCGGCGACCCCGAGGGGUCGCGCCAGCUGAUCAACGCGUGGGCGGCGCGCGCCACCAACAACCUGAUCGAGUCCGUGCUCGGCUGGAACUCGGUGAACGAGAACACGCGCGUCGUGCUCGGCAACGCCAUCUACUUCAAGGGCAAGUGGGAUCAGCCCUUCCACAAGAGCGACACCGCCGACGCGUCGUUCCGCCGGGCCGGCGGCGCCGGCGCCGUCGACGUGCCCUUCAUGCAGAGCAGGAAGAGGCAGUUCGUGGCUGUGCACGAGGGGUUCAAGGUGCUCAAGCUCGAGUACAAGAUGGGGGAACACCUGCCUGCUCACAAGGUGGACGUCGGUGAGUUCAAGGUGCCCAGGUUCAAGCUCUCCUUCCACGACAGCGUCGUCGGCGUCCUCAACAAGCUGGGCCUCCGCCUGCCGUUCAGCGAGGCGGCCGACCUGUCCGACAUGACGGAGGACGACCGCUCCGGCCUCCCGCUGAUCCUUAGCGAGGUCGUCCACAUAGCGGUCAUCGAGGUGAACGAGGAGGGCACCAGGGCCGCGGCCGUCACCAUGUGUCUUAUGGAGGAGGGGUGCGCUGCCAGGCCGAGGCAACCGCCACCGGUGGUGGAUUUUGUCUCCGAUCAUCCGUUUGCCUACUUCAUUGUGGACGAGGGGACCGGCGCCGUCGUCUUCGCCGGCCAUGCCCUCGAUCCCUCGACACAAUAG
Molecule: messenger RNA, 1290 nt
Organism: Aegilops tauschii subsp. strangulata
Lineage: Eukaryota; Viridiplantae; Streptophyta; Magnoliopsida; Poales; Poaceae
Source: RefSeq, a predicted model, not a curated record